AUGGCCCCAAAGGCCGACGCCGUUGACACGAGCUAUACGGUCUUCAUCCGUUUGCCAUUUCCCAGAGGCGAAUUUGAGGAUCCACCUCCUGUGGAAUGGAAUGCUUCUAAAGAUCAGGCACUCUGGGAUAUUCUCUCACGGCCCUCAAAAGGAGACAUAGACUGGAAAGCCCUGGCAGAUAACUUUGAAGUUACGUUACAAUUUCUACUUCAACAAGCUGCAUGGCUGUAUGAUCGCCAGUUAUCUCAGGUUCGGGCCCAGAUGCGUAAGGUCGCUUUCGAACCACGGCGUACUAGUGCUACAUCAACCACCUUUACUAACCAAGCCCGUGGAUCUCAACCCCCUUCACGUACUGAGACGCCGACAGCCGACACUGAAUCACGAUGGGGCACAUUUGGUCGUCAACCGUCGGCUGUCAGACGAGAGCCACCACCAGUGGCAUCUUUGCCCCGAUCUCUCCCACUCGAAGAGGAGCCUCUGUCUUCGAGCACGUCGGAAGAAACAGAUUCCGACAAUGAUGACCCAAGAGGUGCUCCUCGGUUCAGACGAUUUGGAAAAUUCUCCACCCUUCGCUCAGGUCUCCGCGAUGACGAAGACGAUGAUGACGAUACCCCGGCGUUCUUACCAAUUGUCCGAGAAUCAGGACAUUCCCAUCGGGAACGGCCAGCCCAAGAGCUCAGUGCUACCCUCCGACUAGAUGCCGAGCGAGCAGCUGCCCAGCGACGUCGGGGACCGGAUCAGCGCUCUGGUCAUAGGGUACCCGUGGCUUCAGAGUCUUCCACUAGCUCGAUGAGCUCUGUCGGCCCUGUUGGUCUGCCUCGAAGUGAAACCGGACGAACAGAUCAUAGGGCACCGAUUUCAGGCCCUCAGCGAGCACUUGGGACCCGUCAAAAUUCGCGCCGGUCUAACACUUCCGGCCGUGAGGCCAGUGAUGGUACCCCUAGUAUGGGGAGCAGCUUCAGUGACCUCGACGGUAUGUCCCCCAGUCCCGUGGAUAAUGCAUUUGUUCUGAUCGAUUCCCAAGAUGCAAGCGUUACGCAAUCAGCCCUGGAAGAGGCUCUUUUGAGCAACAUGCAACAUGGUGGUAUGGCAAGUCGCAUGAGUACGAUCAGCCAAGCACUCCGCAGUCGUUAUCUGCAGUAA
Molecule: messenger RNA, 1143 nt
Organism: Penicillium soppii
Lineage: Eukaryota; Fungi; Ascomycota; Eurotiomycetes; Eurotiales; Aspergillaceae
Exons: 5
Coding region: 1-1143 (380 amino acids)
Biological process (GO): autophagosome assembly
Cellular component (GO): phagophore assembly site
Source: RefSeq, a predicted model, not a curated record